Molecule: messenger RNA, 907 nt
Organism: Salvia splendens (bonfire salvia)
Lineage: Eukaryota; Viridiplantae; Streptophyta; Magnoliopsida; Lamiales; Lamiaceae
Exons: 1
Coding region: 263-760 (165 amino acids)
Source: RefSeq, a predicted model, not a curated record
GCAAUAUCUAAGCCUGCAAUUUAAUCCAGUUUAUUGAUUGUUCUAGAUAUAUUGGCACAUGAUGUUGUGUGUGUCUCUCUCUAGAAAUGAAGAACAAUCAAAGUAAAACAGAAACAAUGGCGUCGCUAGUGUUUCUCUUUCCAACGCGUUUUUCUUCCUUUCAGAUUCAAUACAAUAUACAGUUAGUUAUACACACACACAUGUAUAUAACCAACUCAAUUUCAGCCCUCACCAAAAUUCAAAUUCAAAAUCAAUCAAUUUCAUGGGCAUCUGCAUCUCCUCCAAUUCCAUCUCCGCCUCCGCAACCGUAAUCGCCGCCACCGGAGAGCUCAUCCGCCUCCCCCUCCCCACAACCGCCUCCGAAGCACUCCAAUCCCUAAAUUCCCCCCCGAAUUCCUUCUUCCUCUGCAGCUCCGACAGCCUCUACUUCGACGAUUUCAUCCCGCCGCUCUCCCCCGCCGACCGCCUCGACGCCGCGCAGAUCUACUUCGCCCUCCCCGCGGCCAUGAAGGCGAGCGCCGCGAUGGACCAGAUCGGGCGCCGGAAGAAGAAGGCGCGGAUCUCGCCGGCGGAGGAGGACGAUCCGCAGUCGAAUCACUCUGUUACGUAUAGGAAGAGCUUCGGCGGCGGUGGUGGAAAGACGGCGGCGGCGGUGUCGAGAUCGGGAUCGUUGAGGAAGCUAGGGAGAUACUCUUCGCGGCGAGCUAUGCAGGCGGUUAGAUCGUUUAAGAAUAAGCUCUCCACCAUUAACGAAGCUUGAGCUUCAUAUUUACUGCUUGAUUUUGUAUUAAUUGUAAAUUACUAAAGUAUUUCAUUUAGCAACUAAACUUCUUCACUAUUUCAUUGAUGCAAAUUGUAACGCAAUGCAAUUUAGGUUUUGACGCUAAUUAAGAUUAUUAAUUAUAGA